UUUUGUUUGCGCUUCGUCUCAUUUCCGCGUUCCCAGUGCAUCUGGAUGAAUGUCACUUUCUGCAGUGUAAGAAGCAGAGUACACCGCAGCGGGAAAUGCAACACGCACACUUCUGUCCGGGGCUGCAUCUCAAUCAGGAACGGGCUCUCCCUCUCUGACAUUGUAGCUGACCCGUGUUCACAGAACCAAUCCGCAUCACAGACGGGAUAGAAGGAAUUUUCAAUCGCAAGCAAAACCAAAUCUCCACCGCACUUCUCUGUAUUGCGAAUUCAACAGACGAUACACAGGGCUCACGUCACACGACGGCUGUAAAGUAGGGGUCGCUCGGGAAGGACAGAAGAAACAACUGUUUAUUUUGUUGAAAAUCGGCAGCAGAGGAUCAUCUGUCUCCCCUUCUCUGCACAGAGGACUCUGCUGAAGGGUGAUUGUGAGCAGCAUGUGGUGACAAAGAGGAAUGAGCAGUGUGUGCCUGGGAGAGGAGAGAACAAUCUGAGAUCACAAUGUAAGUCUCAGGACAGGACACAAGCAUCACAGCUGCUUCACGGAAUUCGUCUGUUUGCUUUCUUUACGUCCACACACUGCAGUAUAUAUAAUAUUCUCACAAUCAGCCUGCUAUGCUCUUUGGGGACUGAGGUGUACACCAUGCCUGCCAAAGGGAAAUACUUUUUAAAUCACCAGGACACAGACCGAGGCUCUCUGUACAGGCAGUACUGCUGCAUUAGCAAGCACCAGCUGCUGGUCCUCUUGCUGGGCAUCGCUGUGGUCUCCUGCCUGGGACUCCUCAUCGUAUUCUUUGCCAAUAAGCUGGCCGCCGCGGAGCACGCGCUCUUCCUCAGCACGGUGUGCAGUGCGCUGGCCUUGUUCCUGUUGGUCUUCAUCCUGGUGUGCACGGAGUCCCUGUUCCAGAGGUGGAUGCGCUUCCUGGGGGUGGCAGUGUGGAUCUGCCUCCUCGCAAUGGGCUACGUGUUCAUCUUCGAUGGGAAGGUGAUCCAUACAUGGGAUCAGGUGCCGUUCUUUCUGUUCAUAAUCUUCACUCUAUACACCAUGCUGCCAUUUGGCAUGUGGGAAGCCAUGGUCCUCGCUGUCCUCUCCUCCGUGUCUCACCUCAUCAUCAUCGGCAUCGCUGUCGGAGUGUUUGACAAGUCCCAGCGGUCCAGCCUCGUGUUCCAGAUAUUGCCAAAUGUAAUCAUUUUCUUGUGUGGCAAUGUGGUGGGAGCAUUCCACAAGAAAAUGAUGGAGAGUGCCUUGGAGCAGACCUUCCUGGACACCCUGAGCUGCCUGGAGAUCCGCAUGAAGCUGGAGAUCGAGAAGAGGCAGCAGGAGACCUUGCUGCUGUCAGUACUGCCAGCCUAUAUCUCCAUGGAAAUGAAGCUGGCUAUAAUAGAGAGACUGAAGGAGAGCAAGGAUAGGGAUGCUCAGCAGAGACAGGUGAAGGACAACAACUUCCACAGCCUGUAUGUCAAGAGGCACCGGAAUGUCAGCAUCCUGUACGCAGACAUCGUGGGAUUCACACGCCUGGCCAGCGACUGCUCUCCCAAGGAGCUGGUCAUCAUGCUGAACGAACUCUUCGGGAAGUUCGACCAGAUUGCAAAGGAAAAUGAAUGUAUGAGAAUAAAAAUCUUAGGAGACUGUUACUACUGUGUGUCGGGGCUGCCUGUAUCCCUACCGAACCAUGCAAAGAACUGUGUGAAGAUGGGACUGGAUAUGUGUGAGGCUAUCAAGCGGGUGAGAGAGGCCACCGGAGUGGAUAUCAGCAUGAGGGUCGGGGUUCACUCUGGGAACGUGCUCUGUGGGGUCAUUGGGCUGCGCAAGUGGCAGUACGACGUGUGGUCACAUGAUGUCACCUUGGCCAACCACAUGGAGGCCGGAGGCUUGCCUGGGCGAGUCCACAUCACCGACGCCACGCUGAAACACCUGAACAAAGCUUAUGAAGUAGAGGAAGGCAAUGGGCACCUGAGAGACACCUACCUGAAAGAGCAGAAUGUCAAGACAUACCUGGUCUUAGACCCCCAGUCGAAGGAGCAGCCAGUGAAUAAAGGCCAUCUUCCCAAGCCCCGGGUGAAUGACGGCCUGAAGAUGCGCGCGUCCGUGCGGAUGACCCGCUACCUGGAGUCCUGGGGGGCAGCCAAGCCCUUCGCUCACCUCCAGAACCGGGAAGCCCUGACCAGCGAAGACCUGGCCUGCAACGGCAAGCUCCAUAAGGACAUACCUUUGCGUUCCAUAAACUGCCACAAGACAAAUGAUAGCCUGGAUGGAAACACACAGGAGCUCCUGCCACCUUCUGCCUCUUCGUUAGUAAACUAUAAAAACAAGUCCCAGAAGAAGAAGUUUGACGAGGACCUGCACAAUAAAAUGAUGACUACGAUCGACGGGCUGCAGUCUAACAAGCAUUGGAUGAAGAAUGAGGGGUUGUCCCGAUGUCUGUAUUUCACUGAAAAGGGAACAGAAAAGCAGUAUCAUGCCACAGAUCUUCCCAGCUUCAAAUACUACAUCGCUUGUGCCUCGUUCAUCUUCCUGUGUAUCUUUGUGAUCCAGAUGUUUGUUGCAGAGGUGACCCCUAAACUGGGCAUCUCGUUGGGAGUGUCUGCCUGCAUCCUGCUGCUCAUUCUGGCUGUGUGCUUCGCUGGCUACCUGGUGCAGCACUGCUGUCCAAAGAGGUCCAUGUCAUUUCGCUGGCUCUCCGUCCUCUCGAAAGCGGUGGGUAAGAAGCCCUACGUGCGGCUGCCACUGACCGUCAUUGCUAUCGGUAUUACACUGGUCACAGCCGUGCUGAACUUGUGUUUCAUUAAAACACCUGGUGACAAAACCAGUUUCAAUGCCACAAAUAGCAGUGACUCACUGGGAUCUUGCAAAGAAAAGGACCUGUACUGCCUGCCGUAUUUCACCUACUGCUGCAUCCUGGGGCUCAUCACCUGCUGCGUGUUUCUGCGGGUCAGCUUCGAGCUCAAGUUCCUCCUCCUGGCGCUCGCCUUCUCUGCCUAUUACACCAUCAUCCUGAACACACACUGGCAGCUGUUCCAGAGCUACAGCCAGCUGCUGUACACCAACAAAACUCUCCAUGUGUCCGGACUCAUGAAGGAUCCCGCAGUGAUGCUGUUCCAGAGCUACAGCCAGCUGCCGUCCACCAACCAAACUCUCCAUGUGUCUGGACUCAUGAAGGAUCCCGCAAUGAUGAGCUGCAUUUACCUCAUGUUGUUUUUUUUAACAAUGGUGGUUCUGAUGCGACAGAACGAGUAUUACUGCCGCCUGGAUUUCCUCUGGAAGAACAAAAACCGUGAGAAGCAGGAGGAGAUCGAGACGAUGGAGAACCUGAACCGCCUCCUGCUGGAGAACGUGCUGCCGGCCCACGUGGCCAACCUCUUCAUCGGAGACAAUAAAAAGAAUGAGGUGGGAGCCCUCAAAAACAGUUUACUUACUGAAAAGUAUAAGGAUUUGUAUUACAAGUCCUACGACUGCGUGUGUGUCCUCUUCGCCUCCGUGCCAGAUUUUAAGGAGUUUUACACAGAGUGUGACAUCAACAAAGAAGGGCUGGAGUGUCUCAGGCUGCUGAAUGAAAUCAUCGCAGACUUCGACGAGCUUUUGUCUAAACCCAAGUUCAGUGGUGUUGAGAAAAUCAAAACGAUCGGCAGCACCUACAUGGCAGCGACAGGACUCACCGGGGCCCCAAGACACGAGAACAACCAGGAUUACGAGAGGCAGCACGCACAGAUAGGGAACAUGGUGGAGUUUGCCAUCGCCUUGAUGGGGAAACUGGACGGAAUAAACAGGCAUUCAUUCAACAGCUUCAGACUGCGUGUCGGAAUUAAUUACGGUCCUGUUAUCGCUGGAGUCAUUGGAGCCCGCAAGCCUCAGUAUGAUAUCUGGGGGAACACAGUUAAUGUGUCCAGCAGGAUGGAGAGCACAGGACAGCUUGGCAAAAUCCAGGUCACAGAGGAAACGUCGAAUGUGUUACACAAACUUGGCUAUUCUUGUGAGUGCAGAGGACUGAUCAAGGUGAAAGGCAAAGGAGAGCUGAGGACUUUCUUUGUGUGCACAGACAUGAGCAAGUCACAGGGGCUGGCACUGAACUGAGACUGCAAGAGGGACCAGUACUUGGGUUGUGUGCAGACAUGAGCACGUCACAGGGGCUGCACUGAACUGGGAGAGCAAGGGAGACUCGUAGCUACCAAACUUGAAAAAAAUAAGAGACAUUUUCUGCCACUUUUUUUUUUUUUGUGGCAAAGGCUCUUUUAUAUAACAAAUAUUUUCUUAAUAAUAUUUAAUAUUACCUUAUGCUAGUGUUAUGGUGCAGUUGGAGAAGUCAUUGGAAUUUUGUGAACCGGACUCAACAAGGCACGUUUUAUAGCAAGUCGUAAAAUCCAGCGGGGGAGGGGGAGGGAGUGUUAUAUUCUUGGCAAGCGAGACAAGACGUGUUGAAUGAGGUAAUGAGGACCGACAGAUUUACAGUCAGGUCAUGGUAAGUCUGGGGGUUCGUUACACAUGGGUUUUAAAAGAAUGGCUGUCAUACUGCAUUUGAUUACACUGGGAAUUCUGAUGUCAGUUCAACGACAGGGAAGGUUUACUAUGAUGCCAUGUUUGGGAAAUGGCAGCAUGCACCAAGACCAAAUUCAUUGCAUUGCCUGAAUGACAUUAAAUUGAGGUUUUAAGCUCAAGUUGAUACUGCUUCAAAGUUUUUUAAAUGCUGAAAUAUUCUGUAGAUACCAUUGCUUGGAUGUAUUUCCAGACACUUGUUUUGCACUUACUUGAAGAACAAAAAAUACAUUUUUGGACUUUUAUUUAAAAUAAAAAAAAAAAGGUCAGUUUAUGUAUAAAAAUAAAAA
Molecule: messenger RNA, 4820 nt
Organism: Polyodon spathula (Mississippi paddlefish)
Lineage: Eukaryota; Metazoa; Chordata; Actinopteri; Acipenseriformes; Polyodontidae
Product: adenylate cyclase type 2-like
Exons: 26
Coding region: 643-4071 (1142 amino acids)
Biological process (GO): cAMP biosynthetic process; adenylate cyclase-activating G protein-coupled receptor signaling pathway; adenylate cyclase-inhibiting G protein-coupled receptor signaling pathway
Cellular component (GO): plasma membrane
Molecular function (GO): adenylate cyclase activity
Source: RefSeq, a predicted model, not a curated record